GCCAUUCCAUGGGCCUCCCUUUCAUAGUUACGUGAUGAAGGGGAUAACAAUUACCGUGGUCUCGGGCGCGCCAGGCCCUUCGAGGACGGGAUCACACUGGCACACCUCCUGCGAGCGGAACAAACCAACUGACGUUCUCCUCCAAGACUCGAGUGUCUCCUUUGGGCUGCCCACCAAAAUGACAAAAGGUGGUGAAAAAGGCUCUAGAGAUAGACUUGUCGCCCAGUUGUCUGCCCCCCCUUUAGUCUAUCAUCCUUUUGGCGAUCAACUCUUUUGGGUCGAUCGGGUUGCUCGUCCUUUUGCGGAUAACCUACUGCGAGCGCCAUUUCUUAUAUUCGUGCUCUUGGUUUGUCUCCGGUCCCCUGUCCUUCGUGCUCAAAAAGACUGCGUGUGUCUAUCUUGCUUUCAAGGCAUAAAUAUAGCCUUUUGGCCUUUAAAGUUCCCCCCCUCUCGCUUUGCAUCUUUGGCGUGUCUCGCCACAAACUUUAUCAAAUACCGGCGAAUCUUUACCUAAAUACGAUGGAUAGCAUUACGACAGAACAUCCCAUAAAGUACGAAGAUAUUCCCUACGGCCUCGACCACCACACCGAGGCUUGGGAGCAGUACUUUCAACUUCCCCCUCCCACCUACAGUCAGGAAUCAUCCGCACCGUCGAGUCAAGAAGGGAAGAAGCGCACGCGACGCGUUCUUAAUCCGCAGCAGCAGCAAAUCCUAGAAGACCUGUUCAUUCAUAUCCCGAACCCUGACACGAAGCUGCGUGCAACCCUCGCCGCCCAGCUUAAUCUUCCUGCGCGCAAUAUUCAAGUCUGGUUUCAAAACCGGAGAGCCAAAUACCGGCGUCAUACACUUGCCACCGAGGCUGACGAAAAAGAGUUUGCACAGAUUGCCUCGGGCGAAGAUACGGCAGCAUCUGCCACAGAGAGCAUGGAUGAGAAAUCCUCCGUUUCCCCACCUCUAUCGGCAAAAGGUCGUCGCAGUCGCCGUGCUGCCUCUCGGCCGUACCAAACUGGUACGAGAGCAGGCGCAAAAUCCGGCAAGGGGACCAAAACGAUUCCGUACCCUAGUCCCAACAUGUGUGAUGCUUUCACGUAUGGUGUGUCUGGUGCCUUAAUGUCAUGCCAUCCGCUUCACUAUGACCGUCCUUCCGUGCUUGGCGUCGGCACUCCCACCGCCGAUUGUGAGUGCAUUCAGUAUGACCCGUAUGUAGCAAUGAGCCCAAUAGAUGAUACAGGAUUUUUGCCCCAGGCGGCUUGCCUCUCUUCCUACUACAUGCAGUACGGCUAUAUUCCUGAUAGCCCACCUCUGGACAGCAUCUCGCCUUUGCCAUUAGAGGAGAGCGAAGCCAUCCAAAUGGGGGACAAUAUUGUCGCAUUGACAACCAGUCCACAGAUGGAAACAGUCCAUACGGCAAAUGGCGUAGAGAUGCAAGAUUCUGAAGUGGAUAAUGUUCACCUUUCCGACCAGCAUUCAAGAUCAAGAUCACCCGUUUGUCCUCCAUCUGAGGACGGUAGCGCUGCUGCCGCCUCCCAACGGGCCGAAUCGAUGGUGCCAAUGUUCAGUCAAGAUUCUGCAUUAUGCGACUCCCCUAGUGCCGAGCAGUCUUCCGUCGACCCUGACGCGUACCUCCAAGCAAUCUACGGAAACAUGUCCGCACACGGCCAUUAUGACUGCCCGUCUAUCUACCACAGCCCUGGUUAUUUUAUCGCCCCACAACCCAGUAAUGCCGCCGCGCCACCUUGCGUCCUCACACGAUCCCAAAGUUUCCACGAGUACGCUAACCCGGACAUGCACCGACCCGCCGCACUUCGGCGGAGACACUCGAUAGCCACGUUUGAUCCUAGCGUUUCCACGUCAUGGCCCGGGGUGGAUAUGAGCGCCUUGGACUUUGUCGAUCCCAGCAUGCCGCUUGCAUACUACCCGUAUCUAUAAAACGGCAUACAUGCGUGUUUGUCUCUCAAUGUACAUAGAACGUCGCUCUACGAAAGCAGCAUUUACAAGCGACAAAGUAUUACCGCCCACUAGAAGAAGAUUACAUUCUCGAGACGGUCGCUCAGUUUUGUAGAAGUCCAGUAAUGUGUUUUUUACUCUCUCCUUUUUUUUAUUCCCCCCCUUCUCCCUUAUUUAUGAGUGGUGGAGUGAAUUAUUUGUAAAUACUGUCGUGAACUACGAAUGACGGUUUGGAAAAAGUCUAGAUUCGUAGCCUCUUAGUUUUAGGGCUCCUUUAGUCCAUCAAAGGUCACUGUUGACCUGAGACGUAUGGUAUAGGAAGUGUUGUCGUCAAAUAGUUCUACUUUUACGUUGCUUUUUAUAAAUACAAUUUGGUUUCAAUGUA
Molecule: messenger RNA, 2332 nt
Organism: Spizellomyces punctatus DAOM BR117
Lineage: Eukaryota; Fungi; Chytridiomycota; Chytridiomycetes; Spizellomycetales; Spizellomycetaceae
Exons: 2
Coding region: 520-1929 (469 amino acids)
Biological process (GO): neuron differentiation; regulation of transcription by RNA polymerase II
Cellular component (GO): nucleus
Molecular function (GO): DNA-binding transcription factor activity, RNA polymerase II-specific; RNA polymerase II transcription regulatory region sequence-specific DNA binding
Source: RefSeq, a predicted model, not a curated record